Messenger RNA from Epithele typhae, 2925 nucleotides. RefSeq names its product TPR-like protein. Gene Ontology annotation, molecular function: protein binding. Lineage: Eukaryota; Fungi; Basidiomycota; Agaricomycetes; Polyporales; Epitheliaceae. The transcript is spliced from 3 exons. The record is from RefSeq and is a predicted model, not a curated record. Bases 1 to 2925 code for a protein of 974 amino acids.
AUGAUUGAAGCCAUCGAAAAGGCCCUGCUAGACGGAAACUGGCCAGAAUCAUUAGAAUGCCCACCGGAUGAUACCGUUGCCCAGAUCGCACGUCGCGUUUCACGCGGUGAUUUCUCCGACCUCAAGACCUCGCCCAGCCGAGACCUGUUCUCUCUCGCACCCAACGCCGAGGUUAGCCGGCCACUCGCGGAGUGGUUUACAGUAUCCGAGGAUCCUUCGCCGGAGGCCGAACUUCUGCGGCUCACUUGCGCCGUCGCGUGCCUCCACGCGUUCCUACAGGCGAACUGGACUGGGCCCGACCUCGCUUUCACCCCGCUCGAACUCCUCCCGCUCUCGCCCGAACUGGCCCACACGGUCACCGACGACUUCCUGCACCAGAAAGCGAUCGCAGAGCUCGCGUGCGGCGGCGAGCCUGCGUACCACCUCGCGCGCGCCCCCGCUUUUCUACUCUUCGCACGCAUCCUCCUCGGCUUCGCCCCUUACUCGGCCACUACUUCCCAGUCAUCCUCCUCCUCACCGUCAACGAACAACACCAAUAUAACCUUCAAGCACUGCCGCUCCGCCACAUGGUGGCGACUGCGGGUCUGGCGCGUGCACGAGCAGGUGCUCGACGAGGCCGUCGCCCCUCCAGCUGACAUCGCGCCCGCCGCCGCCGCGCUCCUGCAGGACUUCGCGUCGCCCGACACGGAGCCGGACCUCGCCGGGCGACUGGAGCUCGAGCUCGGCCUGCUCGCGCACGUCGUGGGCGACGUGCGCACGGCGGCAAGCCACUUCGUGCGCGCGGCGCGCGCGACGCGGCUCGAAUAUGAGCUCACGGGCGCCCCUGGGCGGCGGACCAAGUUCCAGGACCGGGACAUCACGCAGCUCGUCCUCCUCGCCGAGUCGCGGGCGCGGGGCGGGGAAGCCGCGACCGACCCUGUAACGGAGAACGGCACUCGGGGCGGGGAUGAAGACACCGAGCCCGGCUCUGGGGAUGCUGCGCCCCUGCCCACCGGCGUGGGCUCUCCAGGUCCUGCGAUCCCGGAGACGCUCCCGCUCAACGACGACACGCUGCUCGAGCAGACGGCCUUCACCUCUUCCGCCGCCGACGCGGGCAAGGCCCCCGCAGACGGCGCUCCCGCCUCCUCCUCGACCUCCCCCACCGGCCGCCUCGCGCACAUCGACCCGGGGAACCAGCCGGCGCUGCACCCGCUCGACCAGGCGAUCCUCCUCGCGCUCUGCCUGAACGUGAAGAACACGUCCCCCGCGCACGGCCUCACCGCCGAGCAGAUGAUGCCCUACGUCGCGCGCACGCUCGCCCACCCCCGCAACUGGGCCGUGCACACCCUCGCGCUCCUCCUCCGCGCCCGCCUCCAGGCGUCCCGCACCCGCACCGUCGAGCGCUCCGUGCUCCAGCUCCAGGCGCUCGUCGACCAGCUCCCCACCGCGGACGCGCCGCCCCCCGAGCGCCUCCGGUACGCGCACGCGCUCGUGCUCCCCCCGCGCUGGGAGAUGGAGCGCGAGCUCGCGGAGCGGUACCUCUCGCUGGGCGUCGUACGGUCUGCCCUCGCGGUCUUCGAGCGGCUCGAGCUCUGGGCGGACGCCGUCCGCUGCCACGCCGCGCUCGAGCAGCCCGCGCAGGGCGUCGCCCUCGUCCGCGACCUCCUCACGGGCGCCAAGACCGAGGCGGACGCGGUCCUCUCUGGGGCGCGCGCGUCGAAUGCGAGCCCCGCGAGGCAGCGCGUACGCGACGCGGCGCGCGAGGCGAAGCUCUGGUGCCUCCUCGGCGACCUCGAGCCCGCGCGCGCGGCGGAGCACUACACGACCGCGUGGGCCGCGUCGGGCGCGACGUCCGCGCGGGCGAUGCGCUCGCUGGGCGGCCUGCACUUCGCGCGGGGCGAGUACGGAGAGGCGAUCGGGUGCCUCGAGAGGGCGGUCGCGCUCGCGCCGCUGCAGGCGCGGGCGUGGUUCGUGCUCGGGUGCGCGGCGCUGCGGGUCGAGGACUGGGCGCGGGCGCGGGGGGCGUUCGCGCGGUGCGUGCGGCUGGACGACGAGGACGGGGAGAGCUGGAACAACCUCGCGAGCGUGUACAUGCGCAUGGGCGAGGCGGGGGAGGAGGUCGCCGCGGACGAUGACGACGAUGUGGAGGAUGCGGAGGAGGCCGGCGCACGCGACCGGCGCGUGCCGCUCGCGAACCGGCUGCGCGCCUUCCGCGCGCUCCGGGAGGGCCUCCGCGCGAGCUACGACAGCUGGCGGAUGUGGGCGAACUACACCGUCGUCGCGGCGGACGUGGGCGAGCUCGGGGAGGCGUGCCGCGCGCUCGCGCGCGUCGUCGAGGCGCGCGCGGACCGGGACGGCGCGGGCGCGGUCGACGCGGACGUGCUCGACCGCCUCGUCGACGCCGCCGUGCGCGAGCUCCAGGACCCCGACGCCGCGCAAGGAGUAGCAGGAGGAGGCGACGGGGACGAAAACGCGCAGGCGAGCGACGCGGCGGCGCGCGGGGUGCGCACUGCCGGCCUCCCGCGGCGCGUCGACGAGCUCUUCACGCGCACGAUCCUGCCGCGCGUCGCGUCCGCGCGGAUCUCGCGCGCGCGCGCGCGCCUGCUCGCGGCGCAGGGCCGCCCCGCGGACGCGCUCGCGGCGCACAUGGACGCGUACCGGCUCGGGCCCGCGGGCGCGUUCGAGCGCGGGGAGACGGACGCGGGCGUGUUCCGCGCGGCGGUGGACGAGGUCGCGGACGCGGUGGACGUGCUGCGGAACUUUGGGCCGCGCGCGGACGCGGACGCGGGCGUGGGCGACGGGCAGGCGAAGGCGAAGGUGAACUGGAAGCUGCAGGCGCGGAGCGUCGUGCGCACGUUCGUCGGGCGCGCGCGGGACUUUGAGGACGAGCCGGAGUGGGCGCGGCUCGGGGCGCUGCUGGAGGAGAUCAAGAACGCGGAGGAGUGA